AUGGGAAUACUUUAUUCGGAGCCCAUUUGUCAGGCAGCUUAUAAUAACGAUUUCAAUGAAGUUCAGAUCCUUUUGGAGCGCAACAGCAACUCUGUGAACAUCCAGGACAGCUUUGGUGGAGACACCCCCUUGAUUUGUGCGUGUAAACAGGGAAACAACCGGAUAGUUAGCUAUCUUCUGAAAAGAAAUGCUGAUGUCAACCUCAGAAACAAGAAGGACCGCACUUGUCUGCAUUAUGCUGUUAGAAAACGAUUUACCUUCCUUGACUAUGUGCUCAUCAUAAUCCUCAUGCCAGUUAUGCUUAUUGGAUAUCUUCUCAUGGUCUCAAAGACUAAACAGAAUGAAAAUCUGAUCAAGAUGUUGCUUAGAGCUGGAGUGGAUGUUAAUGCUGCAGACUUUUCUGGUAGCACAGCCCUUCACUAUGCUUGUGAAAUGAAAAACCAGACAGUCAUUCCUCUACUACUUGAAGCUCAUGCAGACUCCUCUGUAAAGAAUCAGGAUGGGGAGACUCCCUUAGAUAUAUCAAGAAGACUGCAGUUCCACAACAUUGAAAGCAUGCUAAGGAAAAAUUCCUAG
Molecule: messenger RNA, 576 nt
Organism: Indicator indicator
Lineage: Eukaryota; Metazoa; Chordata; Aves; Piciformes; Indicatoridae
Gene: ANKRD22
Product: ankyrin repeat domain 22
Exons: 6
Coding region: 1-576 (191 amino acids)
Molecular function (GO): protein binding
Source: RefSeq, a predicted model, not a curated record